This is a messenger RNA of Physcomitrium patens, 5908 nucleotides long. NCBI's taxonomy places the organism in Eukaryota, Viridiplantae, Streptophyta, Bryopsida, Funariales, Funariaceae. The record is from RefSeq and is a predicted model, not a curated record.
GCAUCGGGAAUUUCACUGUCGAGGACCUCGUUUCGAGGCUUUCCCUGGAGGUGAAUUCUGGGGUCGGGCGGAGGAGGGCAGGGAUUGAUCCAAUCGCAGGUUCAGGUAGUAGCGGUGCCAAUGCUCUCGUAGGAAUCGCUCAGCCAAAUUCGCAGACGAAGCCCAAGUUUUCUUCCGCGACCGAUGUCGGUGAAUUAGGUCUUUACUCGCCCUGGCGUGCAGAUGGGUCGCAGAUUGUGCGGUUUCGAGCGAGGUUGUGCACCAAGUUUGUCGGUGUUGCACGCGCACAGGAUCCUCAGCUAGCAGAAGCGGUUCUAAGCUUCGCGAAGUUUUGGGGUAGUGAGAACGAACGUAUGGCUUGGAUGGUGGCCUCCGUUGAACUUGCAAGAAACGAAAGUGUGAAAGGUCCAGAAGUUUUAUAGUGGAACAAGAACAUAAUGGGCGCCACAGGACCGUCGGGAGGUUUCGACAUCCAUAAUUUCUUCAACAAUCCACCUCCGAGCCCAUAUCCUCCUCCCCAGUACUCAUCUCACCCUCCUUAUCCCGCUGCUCAAUUCCCUCAGAAUUCAGGACCUUUUCCCACCAACUCGGGCUCUUUUCCCAGCAUGCCUCCUCAGAAUUUUCAGUACAGUUCGUCACAACAGCAGCAGGAGCAGACUCAAGUAUUCCAUCCUUACAUGCACUAUCAGCAGGAGCAUGGACAGCGGCCGUCAAGCUAUACCACCGCGCCCUACAACCAGCAUCAGCAGCAGCAACAGGUUCAGUUUCCCCCUCCGGGUGCUCUGAACUCCCUCCAUGGGAACCCUCCUCUUUCAUCUCUUCCUUUGUCUUCUUUGUCUCAAGGCAGUGGCGGCCCAAACCAGGCACCAUCCUCUCCUUUGGAUGGCGCCCGCCUUAUGGCUCUUUUGACAACACAUGGCGGAGCUGAGGCUCCUAGCAGCGACGACGGUUCCCUGGUGUCAGGGGUCCAGCAAAGCGGCGGUGAACGACCUCGAUCGACUCAGGAUGGUAGCCAGGAUGUUUCUAUCCCUCCACCUGCGCUGGCUCCGGCAUUGCCCACAGCACCUCCCGCCCCAGCUGCUCAAAUGACUCCCACCGCGUCUGGUAGAGCGUCGAGCGGCAAGCAACCACGCGGUCGGCAUUUGUGGGGAGAUCACGUCGUGUACGACGUGGAUGUUCGUAAACCCGGAGAGGCGCAGCCCCAGUUGGAAGUGAGUCCUAUUACAGUUUAUGGAUCCGAUCCACAGCUGGUGGUCGGACGGCAAAUUGCGGUGAACAAAAAGUACAUAUGUUAUGGAUUGCGGCAAGGGACGAUUCGCAUCCUGAACAUCAACACGGCAUUGAGAGCGCUACUUCGAGGCCAUACGCAGAGAGUGACGGACAUGGCGUUUUUGUCGGAAGAUCAGCACCUUCUUGCAAGCGCAAGUGUGGACGGUCGCAUUUAUGUGCGACGGAUUUUGGAGGGACAAUCCGCCGAGGGCAGCAAGGUACUCAUCACAGAGCAGAUAUUGCUAGCCAUCCAAUUCGUCGGGGGCUGGGAAUCGUGCCAUCCGCGCGUAUGCUGGAAUCUGCAAACGGAGGAUGUGUUGGAGGUGGCGAUCGGGCCGUAUGUCCUGAGCAUAGAUGUUGGGAAGGUGCAGCAGGCUGCACCUCCAGGGGGGUUUUUGGUGGACCAACCUCUCCAAUGUCAGGUGGAGAAUCCAGUGGAAGGAGUAUGUGUGGUGGGUGGUCACGAUGGGACUGUGACGGAUUUGGCAGUGCCAUCGUUUUCUACCUCCAGGGUGGCAUCGGCCUCACAAGAUGGCACGGUGCGCAUAUGGGGGGACACCAGCGGCAUCCCAUUGCUGAGUAUCAUGCCCCAUGGUGGAGAUGCAGUGUGUGCAGUGGCCUUUUUGUCAGCACCACGGCGUCCUGACCAUCAUGUUUUGCUCACUGCGGGACCAUUGAAUAGAGAGUUGAAACUGUGGGCACCCUCGAGUGGUCCGGAGGAGUCACCGUCAAAGGUAGGUACAGGUACAGGAGCGUGGCGCUGCAUACAGACGCUGGAGUUUCAGAGCUCGGAUGUUGCUGAUGGGUAUUAUGAGGAUACGAUUUUUAACCAGUUGGUCGUAGCCUCCCGUGCUAGCCUGAUUUUGCUGGCAAAUGCGAAGAAGAACGCCAUAUAUGCGGUCCACGUGGAAUUUGGGCACAACCCAGCGGCUGCACGAAUGAACUACCUGGCGGAGUUUUCUGUGAAAAUGCCGAUUCUGAGCUUGACAGUUGCCGAAGACAGCGUGACGGAGGCUGGAGAAGGCAAGGUUCAGAUCUACUGUGUCCAGACACAGGCCAUUCAACAGUAUGGUCUGGACGUGUCACAGUGUUUGCCGCCCGUGGAGGGCAGCAUGACGGAAACUCCAGGAACUCCCGAACGCUCAGUUUUGCCUGGUGCACAGGAUUCUGGGCGAUCCGAUCAAACCGGCGUCCCCGACUUGAUAGACAUGGGACCUGCAUCCGGUGUGAGCACGGGGGCGUCCAGUACACCCAACGUGAGCGUUCCUGCAAGGAACCCAGCUGUGUCUUCCGCUUUCGGAAGUCCAGUGGAAGUUGGUCGGUUGGAGGUGCCAUCCGCACAUCACGUGGAGAAGAGUAUAGCAGUAGACUUCAAUGCGUUGUUGCAAAGUUCCACAAAGGCGCAGAAUAAGGAAAGCGGGAAAGCUAGUUCGGGGUUCUCAUCAAGCGCAGAGCUCCGGACGCAAAUGUCCGGCAAAGCCGAGUCGACACCUGCAGGCAAUACAAAGCCUCCCACUUCUAGGCGAUCGCGAUCAAGGAGUCCAACCAGGGCUCCCGAUUCGCACCACGUCUCGAUGGGGUCUAAGCAGAAGGGAGAGGAUAUUCAGGAGAUGAGACCAGAGGCACCACCUUUGAUGCCACCCCUUGAUGUGUCGAAUCUGGACAGGGCGCAGUCCAAUUCAAGCAGCACUUCUGCAGAGGAGGUUUUGGACAGAGUACAGGAGAAGGGCGCUCUUGCAGACAGCGCCAGUGUGAAGUCUUCCAAUUCAUCGCAGCAAGGAGGUCAGCAUCAAGGUCUUCAUUUGAUAACUCCUUCGGAGUUGAUGAACUUGGCAGCCGGGUCUAAGCAUGGUGAAGCCUACGGUGCGCCUCUUUCAGUUCCCGGGCAAGAACAAAGUAGUAGGGAUGGAAAGGCACCGCUAUCCAAGGGUAGUGGCAGUACCGACGGGUUUAUUGGCAUGGACUCCAACGUGGACAUGGAGAAGGAGGUAGUGGAGUCGAAAGUCUCGGUCGUUGAGGAUGACAUCAGUGGAAAGGAGGUUCUGGUGUCUUCCUUAUUGGAGUCUCUAGAGACAACUCAAAUGAUGGGGAAUGAUUACGUGGACAAGGAGCCCUCAGUGCCCCAGGAUAGCAUGGAUCGAUAUGCAGGAGAGAACUCGCAGGUGGAAGAGGGCGAGGUUUCAGAAGAUAAGGAGAGACCCUUGAUUGGUACGGAGGACGUGAACGACAGGCUGAGGGACCUGAGUUUCAGGGAUGGUGGCGGCGAGGCGGCUCUACCCCCUCCUCAGGCAGCAAUUGCAAAGGGGAGAAAGAACAAAAAUAAGACGAGCGCGGGUGGGAUUGGGUCUAGCUCCGUAUUAUCCUCACAGAUGCCAAGCAUGAUGGCGUCUGGAUUAAAGCCAGUAGGCGAAGCCAGCCAUGGCAUGAAUCCGGUUCCAGCGUCGACGCCGACAUCAGCAGUAGCACCUGCUCCCACUCCCAUCGACCCUGCUUUUCUUGCUCAGGUGGCUUCAAUGCAAGAGUCGCUGAACCAGUUGGUGAGCAUGCAGAAGGAGAUCCAGAAGCAGAUGACUGUGAUGGUGGCUGUGCCUGUUGCGAAGGAGGGCAAACGGAUGGAAGGGGCGUUAGGGCAGCGGAUGGAGAAGGUGUUGAAAGCACAUGUGGAUGCCAUGUGGGCACGGUUGGCGGAGGAGAAUGCGCGGAGGGAGAAGCAGGAGCGCGAGAGAGUGCAGCAGGUGACGACGAUGCUCACGAAUUUUGUGAGCAAAGACAUGCCGGUCGCUUUGGAGCGCGGAGUCAAGAAGGAAUUCGCCGCGAUCGGUCCAGUUGUGGCGCAGGCGGUUCUCCCUCCCCUUCACAAAGCGGUUUCGACAACCGUGGCCGAGUCGUUUCAGGGUUUUACAGAGAAAAUGUUGCCCCAGCUGGAGAAAUCGGUGGGCGCGAAGCUGGAGGGGACAGUGACGCGGCAGAUACAGACCCAGUUUCAAACGAUUGGUCGACAAGUUUUGCAGGAGGCAUUGCGUAGUUGCUUUGAAAGCACAGUACUUCCGGCUUUCGAGCGGACAUGCAGAACCAUGCUCGACCAUGUGGAGUCGUCGUUCCAGCAUGGCAUGUCGGAGUAUACUCAGCAUGCUCAGGAGCAACUUCUGUCGUCUCACUCUGAUCUUGCUUCCACGUUGAAGGACACCGUGGCAUCGGCAACCGUGCUUGCGGACUCGUUGAAGGGCGAAUUAGCAGAGGGUCAGAAGAAACUUAUGGCACUUGCAGAGAGCGCGAGUGCAAAUGCAGCUCGCGCUCUGCCUGCUAACAACCAGAUCAAUGGCGGCCUUCCUGACAAGGUCCGCAUCCAUGUGCUUUCGUUGCAGCAUCUGGAGGAGUCGCUGGAUCUGACGCGGCAGAUACAGACCCAGUUUCAAACGAUUGGUCGACAAGUUUUGCAGGAGGCAUUGCGUAGUUGCUUUGAAAGCACAGUACUUCCGGCUUUCGAGCGGACAUGCAGAACCAUGCUCGACCAUGUGGAGUCGUCGUUCCAGCAUGGCAUGUCGGAGUAUACUCAGCAUGCUCAGGAGCAACUUCUGUCGUCUCACUCUGAUCUUGCUUCCACGUUGAAGGACACCGUGGCAUCGGCAACCGUGCUUGCGGACUCGUUGAAGGGCGAAUUAGCAGAGGGUCAGAAGAAACUUAUGGCACUUGCAGAGAGCGCGAGUGCAAAUGCAGCUCGCGCUCUGCCUGCUAACAACCAGAUCAAUGGCGGCCUUCCUGACAAGGUCCGCAUCCAUGUGCUUUCGUUGCAGCAUCUGGAGGAGUCGCUGGAUCCUACAAUCGAGCUUUCAAGACUUUUGAAGGAGAACAAGCUCGAAGAGGCGUUCAACAAGGCUCUGUCUUUGAGCGACGUAGCAGUCGUGUCGUGGCUUUGCAUGCAGUUGGACGAGGAUCAUCUUUUCAGAAAAGUGCCACUACCUCUGAGUCAAGGAGUGCUGCUGUCGUUAGUACAGCAGCUGGGCUGCGAUCUGGGCAAAGAUACAGACCGGAAGUUAUCUUGGAUCCGGGAGGCGGCACUGGCACUGAACCCGGAGGACCCGUUGUUGGCUCCACACAUGCGACCCUUUUUACAACAGCUGUACCAGAGCUUGCACCGGCAAUUGUCGCUGAGUUCGGUUCCAGGAGAGCAGGUGAAUUUGAGACUUGUCAUGCACGUGGUUCACUCGUUGUUAACAUCUUGCAAGCAAUGAGGUAGAUGCGGGCACACACCUGCCAGCUGAAGUGAGGGAUCAUGGUUGAACCCAGUAGGGAGAGAUCCACCGGGGCCAAGUGGAAAGAUGAAGGACUAGACACCCACGCAUUCGGAGCUUUCUGGUCGAUUUAGUGAUGGUUCCAAAUUUUUGAUUGCGAGGGUUUUUGAUUAUCGUUGGAGUGGUUGUGUUUGAAAGCGUUGGUGGUGGUGGAGGUAGAGGUUACGUGGAAGAUGUGGAAUGCUAGUCACUACAUUGGUUUCUGAUGGUUAAACCUUGGAAACUAAUUCCAAAUUCUUGGCCAGAGGGGUGACAAUGUCGAAAUUUGUACAAACACAUGGGUUGCAUUUUGGACAAUCUAAGCUACAUGGUUGUAUGUGGUCUGAAAUUUGUUUUCGCCUCCUCAA